GUACCAGAAAACUAUCCAGAUGUAUUUAAUUUAAAAAUGUCUUCGAAUACAAAACCCUCUUCAAAACGAAGUCCCUUUAAUAGGUGUUCCAUACAUGGAAGGGCUACUCCACAUCUUCGAUAUACAGGAAACUUUAUAAAAUCAAAAAAACUUUGUUGACACGAGAAUUUAGGUAUAAGGCAUUCAAGAACUGUAUGGUAGCGAACCGCAUUAUCAGUAAAAAUUAUAAUCCCUAUUAGCUCAAGGGAAGUCCUGAAAAAAUGUUAGUGUAGCUUGGCCGCGAGAACAAAUCAACAACAUUCUCACAAAUCACACCAACCAUUUGGCCUGAGUGAGCAGCAAGGAAAACUCAUCAGUCCACUCACAAACACAUGCACACACGUUCGCAAACUCAUUGAAAAAAAAAAAAAACGAAAAAUCUGCGCAUGAGUUUUCCUUUAAUCGCGUUUGUGUUCAGUUCAGUUGUCGGGGACGCCUUCAAGAGUUUUGUAUGAUUUGUUGGAUUUGCUGGCAACAAGUUUGGACUUCAAAUUCGAACAACAUUCAACAAUUGGAUUGCCUAACCGGUUGUCUAACGGAAAAGAAGCAGAAGGCAACAACAACAAAAAAUACAACAGCUGCUGGAGUGCAACAGUCAACAUCAUAAUCGCCAUCAUCAAUUGGGAUUGAAUGCAAUCAACUAAAUGAAGUUUGGCCGUUUCUAAAAAUCCUAAUUGAAAACAAUAUUUGAAAAACACCUGUCCCACGCACACACACACGCACAUACUCACAGUGUAACGCAACGUCAUCAUCACUGGGUCACCAUGGGUUACGAUGAUGUCAUAAAGUAUCUGGGCGAUUUUGGCCGAUAUCAAAAACAAAUCUAUUUCCUUUUGUGUUUGCCCGCCAUAUCGUGUGCCUUUCACAAGUUGGCCGGUGUAUUUCUCCUGGCCCGUCCAGAUUUUCGUUGUGUCCUGCCAUUUGAAAAUGACAGCGAAAAUCAGACACGUUUUGAGAAUUUCAAUAAAACCCUCUGGAGUCUGGCUUAUCCGUAUGACCAGAUUACGGAUACCUAUCAGGUGUGUGAAUACUACGAUGUGGACUACAAUGACGGGUAUUUGAAUGGGAACAGCAUUGCGACUCCUGUGUCGAAUGAAACAAAGAGCUGUGAACAUUUUGUCUAUGACCAGAGUGUGUACAAGAGCAGUGCAGUGACGGAAUGGAAUAUGGUAUGCAGUCGCCAGUUGCUGAGUGCCACCAGUGAUUCCUUGUUCAUGGUGGGCGUGUUGUUGGGUAGUAUUGUGUUUGGCCAGCUAUCGGAUAGAUAUGGCCGUAAACCCAUAUUCUUUGCCUCGUUGGUGAUCCAGGUGGUGUUUGGUGUCCUGGCUGGUGUGGCCCCCGAAUAUUUUACCUAUACCAUAUCGCGUAUGAUUGUGGGAGCCACCACCUCGGGUGUGUUCUUGGUUGCCUAUGUCAUUGCCAUGGAAAUGGUGGGUUCAUCCUAUCGUCUCUUUGCCGGUGUGGCUUGUCAAAUGUUCUUCUCGGUGGGCUUUAUGUUGACGGCCGGUUUUGCCUAUUUCAUCCGCGACUGGAGAUGGUUACAAAUCGCCCUAACCCUGCCGGGGUUGUUGUUUAUGUGUUACCACUGGAUCAUACCCGAAUCGGCCAGAUGGCUAUUAUCCAAGGGACGCAAAGAUGAGGCCAUUGUGGUCAUUGAAAAGGCAGCCCAGGUGAAUAAUGUCACCAUACCCCAAGAGGUCUAUGAAAAUCUCAUUGACGAAUCGGCGGAAAAGAAAAAUGACUCAGAGGCCAAUAAAUCGGAAAAGGCAGCAGCGGCUAGUGUUUUUGAUUUGUUGCGCUAUCCCAAUUUGAGGCGUAAGACGUUGAUCAUUUUCUUUGAUUGGUUUGUCAACAGCGGUGUGUACUAUGGUCUCUCCUGGAAUACCAAUAAUUUGGGUGGCAAUGUCCUGCUGAAUUUCAUGAUCUCCGGUGCUGUGGAAAUCCCUGCCUACAUACUGCUGCUGCUUACCCUAAAUCGUUGGGGUCGUCGCACAAUUCUGUGUGGUUGCAUGUUAGUGGCUGGGGUGGCCCUGUUGCUGACAAUCAUUGUGCCGGCCUCUUUAAAUUGGCUCAUCAUUCUAUUUGCCAUGAUUGGUAAAUUGGCCAUUACAGCUUCGUAUGGUACCAUUUAUAUAUUCUCGGCUGAACAAUUCCCCACUGUGGUGAGAAAUGUGGGUUUGGGCGCCGCCUCAAUGGUGGCACGUAUUGGUGGCAUUUUGGCGCCCUAUCUCAAUUUGCUGGGCCAAAUAUGGCGGCCAUUGCCUUUGAUAAUUUGUGGUGCCUUGGCCUUUUUAGGUGGCCUCCUAUCGUUAAUGCUUCCCGAAACCCUGAACAAGCCAAUGCCAGAGACAAUAGAAGAUGGCGAACGGUUUGGAAAGCGUCGCAAUGCAAAUGAUCUCAGUGAGACUGGAGAGGAACUUACAUCAAUGGUAGCCGGCGGACAGCAGGCAAAUGGCAAAGCCAAAUGAUGAAGUGAAGCGAUGGUGGCGGCUAAAAGUGAAAACGAAAAAUUGAACUUAAUUGUGUUGUAAAAUGUACUUAUAAGAACAAUUUUGAAAAUAUGUCAUAUGCAUAUUAGGGUGUUCUGAAGUAAAAGCGAAGAAACAAAAAAAUCAAAAUUAAUUUGAAAAAUGUGUUUCGGUUUCGGGUGAUUUAAAAAAAUAUGUAUUUUUUAAAUCAUUUAAAACAUUUUUAAAACUUCAAAUCAAGUUGAAUUUUAAUUGUUUAAAAAAU
Messenger RNA from Musca domestica (house fly), 2772 nucleotides. Its product is annotated as organic cation transporter protein. The record is from RefSeq and is a predicted model, not a curated record. Bases 804 to 2507 code for a protein of 567 amino acids. NCBI's taxonomy places the organism in Eukaryota, Metazoa, Arthropoda, Insecta, Diptera, Muscidae. Gene Ontology annotation, molecular function: transmembrane transporter activity. Gene Ontology annotation, biological process: transmembrane transport. Gene Ontology annotation, cellular component: membrane. The transcript has 2 exons.